GGAAGAAGCCCAUCCUGAUCCUGAGAACUCAGCUAUCUGUCAGAGUCCACUCCAUUCUAGAGAAGCUGUACAACUCUCAUGGACCUGAGCUCCGGAGGUCCCUGUUCUCCCUCAAGCAGCUCUUUGAGGACGAUAAAGACCUGGUGCCAGAGUUUGUGAAUUCAGAAGGCUUGACGUGUUUCAUCAAGGUUGGAACGGAGGCAGACCACAACUAUCAGAACUACAUUCUCCGAGCCCUCAGUCAGAUCAUGCUGUUUGUAGAUGGGAUGAACGGUGUGAUCGACCACAAUGACACUGUUCAGUGGCUCUACACUCUCAGUGGCAGUCUGUCUCGUCUGGUGGUGAAGACCGCUCUGAAGCUCCUGAUAGUGUUUGUAGAGUACACAGAGUUGAACAGUCCUCUACUUAUCCAGGCUGUCAACACUGUGGAUGGCAAGAGAGGUGUGAAGCCGUGGUCAUACCUGACAGAGAUCCUGGAGGAGAAGAACGGAUCAGACACCGAGCUGUUCAUCUUAACCAUGAACCUCAUCAACAAGACCCUUGCAGCCCUCCCGGACCAGGACUCGUUCUACGACGUGACCGAUUGUCUGGAACAGCAGGGGAUGGAACACAUUAUGCACAAACACAUGAGCAGCAAGGUCACUGAGCCAGACCUGAAACAGCAGUUCACCAUAUACGAGAGGGCUCUGAGGCACGAGGACGGAGAGAUGGAUGCUUCUCCUCACGUUAGGAAGGAGAGGAGGAAGGUGACAGCCAGCGAACAGGAGGGCAGGAGGAUCAGGAGAUCCUCAGCUCAGAACCUCCCCGACAUCCUCUCCUCCUCCCCUACCACAUCCAACACUAUCUCUCUCUCCGCCUCGUCCUCCACUUCUCUCUCCCCUUCCACCCCCUCUCCUUUCUCUCCCUCCUCCUCCACUCUCUCCCCUUCCACCUCCUCCCCUUUCUCUCCCUCCUCCUCUCGUAGCGCCUCACCCCUCACCCCAACCUCCAGCCCAUCAGACUCUGGUUCUCAGAGGUCCUCUCCUCUACCGCCCCCCGAGGUGACCAACGGUACUGCAGCCCCCCUGUCUCCCACCGAGCAGGAGCCCAAGACAACGUCUAACCU
Molecule: messenger RNA, 1105 nt
Organism: Oncorhynchus tshawytscha (Chinook salmon)
Lineage: Eukaryota; Metazoa; Chordata; Actinopteri; Salmoniformes; Salmonidae
Product: FH1/FH2 domain-containing protein 1-like
Biological process (GO): cortical actin cytoskeleton organization; actin filament network formation
Cellular component (GO): cytoskeleton; cytoplasm
Molecular function (GO): actin filament binding
Source: RefSeq, a predicted model, not a curated record